UUGCGCCAUCGUCAACUAUGGCACACGACAGAAGCGAUGAGCAGGCAGUGAUGAGCCUGCUGUCGAUGCUUAUGGUCAAGCCGCAUGCAAAGACGACACGUAUGCUUGCAGAGGAACUCGCUAAGCUGCCGUGUGGGGACUACAUGUGGAUGAACGUUCUCCUGCUCCACGUGUACCAAGCGUUGAUGGAAGCGACGUCAACAGCCGAUAGAGAUGCGUCCACCGCAACAGUUGCGCAACUUGUGGACGUACUAGAAAAGGCGUUGUCUAUAUGCUGUAUACAAGACGUUCAGGGCUCGGCAGCGCAGUGUUUCAAGCUUCUCCAAUGUUUGCUCACUCUGCUGCCCAGUGCAACGGAAACGCUUGCAUUGGGCAGUAGCCUCACCGACGACAGUCGACUUGCUGUCCUACACUGCAUUCAACUUCUUGUGACGACACCAACUCCCCUGCCGUUCCUCGCGACUUCCGUCCCAUUUGCCGCAUACUUGGUAUCGGUGCUCCUCGCCACUGCGCAGAAGGACCAGAACAGAACGUGUCGAAUCGAAGCGUUGCGCACGCUGACGGCGGCCGUGCGCGCCAUCGACGACGCUGACGUGCUGACCCAAGUGCUUCCUGGCCUCAUGAGCUCCCUCUUUCAAAUCGUUCAAAGCGACUACAAACUUGGAUCGAAAUUACCCACACAAGCGAUUCGGUGUUUGUCCAUCACGAUGACACUCGUUCUACAGGACACUCGAUGCCCGUCGCUCGUGACAAAGCCAUCCUACUCGCUCGCCUUCCUCGGCCCAGAUCACCCCACCCUACCAGCCUCCAGCUCCGCUUCUUCUUCAUCACCUCCACGGUCGCCUUCGCUAACGCCGAAGUCUCUCGAUCGCACCCCAGCCUGGCUCGACGCCACUCGUUCCAACCUGCUCACGCUGGUUGUAUCUAUUUGCGGCCACCAGCGCUACCACUCGAAUGCAUUGGUCAGGCAGGCGCUCACAAGUUUCUGCGUCGAUCUACUUGUGCACUGCCGCCUCACCCUCUCCGAGUGCAUCCUUCCAUGCUACGAAACGGUGCUGGCACUAGCCCAAGACCCGAUUGACGUAGGGCGCCAAGUCGCGAUCGACGGCCUUGGGGCAGUUCAUGCGGUGUUGAGUCCCUCGGAGCAAUUGCUGCUGCACACCAAUGCAGGCGAGCGGUGCAUGGCACACCUGACGUCUUUGAUGCAAAAGUGUGCCGCGCCACCGCUCGAUUUUGAGCGCGAGGCCGUGGCGACGUUGCAAGUGUGCCUCGGUUAUGUCACAACAUGCCAAGAGAAAUGGGUGGUCGACAUUGAUCGCGUCAUCAAUGCAUGGACACACAUCCUGGCGGUGGAUGCCGUCGACGUCCAUGUGCUAGCGUACACAACGUACGCGCCCAACGCAGCGUACUUUCGCACGCGCUUCGAGCACUUUCGAUCGGACGACGCGGUUGCUGUGGCGUGCCAAGUCGUGCGGUGCUUUGGAGCGACGUCCGACUUUCCCGCGUACGUGGACGCGAUUGUCGCCCACGUCAUGGCAUUCCCGACGGACUCGAUGGAAUGGCUGGUUGUGUUCAACCAACUCGUGCUUGGUGCCGCGCGCACGGACCUUCCAGCGCUCUCGUCGGCAUGGGCUCCACCAAAGAAGAUGUUGGACAUCCAUGUUGGAGCGUACCUUGUCGACGUCGUCCUGCAAUUGCCGCUGUGGACGACGACGGAAGGUUGUGAUGAGAGCAUGAGCAUUCUCGUUGAGAUCGUCGGGUCGAUCGCGCAAGCUUUAGCAGCGGCAUUUUGCCCCUUGCUCAUGCAUGUGCUGUACCCCCUCGUGGAGCAGCUCGGGCGUCCGUCGCCAAUCGUCCAACAGGCUGCUCUCGCCACCCUCGCGCGACUCGCGUACUCGUGCAAUUUUCACAGCUCUGUUCCGAAGCUCCUUCAUGCCAACAUGGACUACGUCGUGGAUAUGUUGGUGAGCCGACUGAACCAACUGGACGAGUACCCACACACGCCGUUCGUGGUCGAAGCACUCCUUCGCCAUGGCGGGAGCAGUGCGACUUCGCCGCUGCCUCUGUUGGAAGAAGCGGUCGCCGGUGUCAUCCGAAGCGUCGACAUCCACGUGGCAACCCCACAGCAUGCCAUCGGUCUUCUCCGCGUCAUGAAAGUUGUCGUAACGAACGAACCCACCGCCCCAUGCAAGCCUCUCCAACGCUCCACCGCUGCAUCCUCCACGUCAACUUGGACAUCGCCAUCUCGACGAGUCACUUCGUUCAUCCACGACAUGAAGAACCUGUUUGACCCCCCAGACGACGAUAUCGCCGCUCCAGCCGAUGACGACGUGAACAUGCCACGUGCAGGAAGCACCAAAGGCGCGAUGCCCAUCGAACACAACGAACAUGCGUCGACAUCGCCGCCCACAGGCAUGGCCAAGCUCGUCCAAGACAUUGUUUUGCGAUCGACGUACUUUACAGCAGCGCGCGACACCGAGACAGCGUGCUCGGCAUGGCAGGUCCUCACGCAAGCCUUGGCGGUGGUGCCCUCGGAACACAUUCGCCCCCUUGUCCACCGCAUCUGGCCGCAGCUGGCCCAACGCGUCGGCGAUUCCACCCACAAGCCGAAACACUUGGCUGCCGUGCAGUGCCUCAGCGCAUUGGCUGGCCUGUGUGGCGACUUCAUCGGGGACAAGUUUGUCGAGUCAGUGUGGCCAGCGUUUGAGACCCAUUUCAAGCAUCACGCGAGUGAGUCCAUGCAGCAUGGGGCGCUAGCACUGGACGAUCUACAGUUUGUCGUCGACGAGGCGGAACACACCGACGCGGCUCCCUCUGCGACGUCGUCAGCGCUUCAACGCCCGACGUCCCUCACCAACCAAAUUCAUCUGCACAUGAUCACAUGCCUCGAACGCGUCUGCCGGUCCACCGACUCGGUCGCGUUUCUCGUCCACGAUAUUGCCGAUGCCACGCAGCCUUUCCUCGCCUCCACGGCGCCCCCUCCACUGCAAGACCAAACGGUCGCGCUCUUUCACGCGUUGAUGCGUCUCAACGGCGAUCUGCUUUUUCCACGACUGGUCUCGAUGGCGUCGAUGCCGCUGCCCCCACCACCCUCGAUCCACUUUCCAGUGUACGCCCCAGACGCGGUCCUUCGCACGUCGGACUGCGUGCCGCACCCGGCCUUGUACGCACGAAAUGGUCGCCGCCUCUUCCGCUCACUGCACGCUCCUUUGAACUAGAAACAUGCCGACCAACUAUCUAGUUGACCUGUGUUUUGUACCAUUACUCUUUUAAUCCAUGUCUUGGGCGCCGCUGGAUGCACUCGCACCGACGGACGCGGCAAGCUCCUCUGCUUCUUGCUUCGCCUCCAACUCGGCCAGGAUCGCAUCAUCCUCGUCAGCGGCCGCUUCGGCAGCAUCAACAAUCGCGUUGACAUCGACGACGCGUUUCGAGUCGCUCGCAACUACAAGCGCCUUGCUCCCGCCUUCCGCGUUGCGAACGUGCGCCUUGACGGUCAGCUGGCCCUUCCGAGUGACCGUAAACGACACUUCGACCUCGGACUCGCCCUUGGGGGCGGGCGGGAUCCCGGUCAAGGUCAAGUUGGCUAGCAACGUGUUGUCCUUCUUCAGCACGCGCUGGCCUUCGUACACUUGCAAGUAGACUGCGUGUUGGUUGUCGACUUGGGUCGUAAACACUUCUUGGUGGUUCGCGGGCAAGAUCGUGCCACGAUGGAUCAUGUCGUAGACGGUGCCGUCCGCCAAGCCGAGCGACAGGUUGAGCGGCACCGCUUCGACGUUGUUGAGGGGGUCUUCCGGGAGCGUCCAGUCGGCUGUUUCCGACAGCGUGCCGGACUCGACGGUCGCGCCGAACGCGACAGCCUCAUCCGGGGCGAUCGUGACAAGCGCCUUCUUGCCAUCGAAAAAGUCCUCGACAGCCGUUUGGACCUUGGGGAUGCGAGUGGACCCGCCGAUGAGCAAGACAUGGUCAAUCGAGUCCUUUUCGUACCCCGCGCCUUCCAAGAGGGCCGCGAUGUCCUUGGUCACCUUGCGGAUGUGGUCGAUCACCAUGUCUUCAAAGCGCGAACGCGACAGCUUCACAAUCAAGUCUUGACCAUCGGCCAGCGAGUCGACUUCGAUCGUGACUUGAGUUUGCGUUGACAGCGACUUCUUGGCUUGUUCACUCGCGACCUUGACCCGGUGCAAGGCGCGGGUGUUGUCCGCCGCGAUCGUGACCUUCUUUUGGCGCUCGAAUGUCUUGAUACAGUGCUCCACGACAGAGUUCGUAAACACUUCGCCACCCAACGCGUGGUCGCUGGCCGUCGCGAUCACGUUGAAUAGCCCCUUGUCGACGCUGAGGAGGGUCAAGUCCGUCGAUGCACCACCAAUGUCGACAACGACAGCCAACUUGGAUUCGUUUUUCUUGUCUUCGUCCAAACCGUACGCAAUGGCGGCAGCGAUGGGCUCACUGAUGUAGCGCAACACGUUCAAGUCGGCCGCGGACGCAGCUUCCUGCAACAACGCCUUUUGCUCGUCCGAGUACCCUUCUGGAACAGUCAAGACAGAGUUCUUCACGGACGACCCCGUGUAAUCUUCGGCCAACGCCUUGAGCUUGCGCAACACGAUCGUGCAAAACUCGACGGCAUGGAUAUCACGCGACCCGUCCAAGAUCUUGGCAAUGGGCGCGCCAUGCUUGUCCGCAGCCAAGUCGAAGCUCCAGUCCUUGACGUAUUCAUGUGCGUGCACGUCCUUGUGCUUCUUGCCGAGGACGCGCUUCAAGUGGUACACUGUGUUGGCAGCGUUGUUGUGGAGCUUUGCGACGGCCGAGUCCCCGACAACGACGUCGUCGCUGGCAAAAGACACCAUGCACGGCGUCGUGCGGAAGCCUUGGUCGUUCGCAAUGACCGACACCUUGCCGUUGGCCCACACACCCACGCACGCAUGCGUCGUCCCGAGAUCGAUCCCAAUGCUCGCCAUGUUGAUUCGAGUGGUUUAGAACGGAGGUUCAAAAAUACCUCCAGUGCCGAUGCAGGCGAAGUUCAGUACUUGGAAUUUGUAUACCUCUCGAAGGC
This is a messenger RNA of Aphanomyces invadans, 5047 nucleotides long. RefSeq lists its product as hypothetical. Gene Ontology annotation, biological process: chromatin remodeling. The transcript has 4 exons. The record is from RefSeq and is a predicted model, not a curated record. Gene Ontology annotation, cellular component: cytoplasm. The coding region runs from base 18 to 3218 and encodes 1066 amino acids. Lineage: Eukaryota; Oomycota; Saprolegniomycetes; Saprolegniales; Verrucalvaceae.